AUGUCGCGCCUACAGUUAGUCCGUCUCAUUUUCUUGCUUCUGGCGGCCGUCGUUCGAGCCGAUACGGUCACCUAUGACUGGCAGGCGGACUGGAUCAGUGCUACUCCUGAUGGCGUCACGAGGCCAGUUAUCGGCAUCAACGGGGAGUGGCCAUGUCCGAGUAUCGAGGCCUCGGUAGGUGACGAGGUCGUCGUGAGACUCACCAACAACCUCGGAAACCAGACCACGGGUCUCCACUUUCACGGCAUGAGACAGAUCCAGACCAACUUCAUGGAUGGGGCGAGUGUGGUCACCCAGUGUCCCCUUGGGCCUGGGGAUACCAUCACCUACAGAUUCACGGUCGACGUACCUGGGACGUAUUGGUAUCAUUCCCAUAAUAUGGGCCAAUACGUCGACGGCCUUCGAGGCGCCCUCCUGGUCUACGACCCCGACGACCCCUAUAGUGAAGACUACGACGAAGAGGAGGUGGUGACUCUGUCAGACUGGUACCACGAGCAGACCAUUUAUCUGUCGCGGUUCUUGCUCAGCCCACAGAACGAACCCCCUGCGCCUCCGGGCAUCGACUCGAUCCUGGUCAACGAUGUCCGCCGAAACCCUCACUUUCAUGUUGAUAAAAACAAGACGUACAGGCUCCGCUUCAUCAACCUGUCAGCUGCCGCGUCCUUUAUGCUCAACUUUGAAGAGGUCGACGCCCAGGUCAUCGCCAUCGACGGGUAUAAUGUCAGGAGGGCCAGAGCGUCCAUGGUCCGGAUUGCUCCAGCACAGCGCUACGACAUUCUAGUCUGCUUCACGGACACCUAUUCCGACAACAUCCCCUUCCUCAUCGCUCUGGAUGGGAAUCCUGACUAUACUAACCCCGAACUCAGACCAAGAUGGCCCCUGAACCUCACUGGUCAGUUCAUCUCGGACCCGGAUGCGCCUCUCCGCCGGAACCGGGAUGUUACUGUGUGGAGACCUAUGGAUGAUUCUCGCCUGGAGCCGUUUGGGGAUUACCGUCCGUUGUCUCAUCCUAACAGACUCAUCCAGCUCGAGGCUGAGUUUUGCCAGGAUCAAUACAACAUUCCUAGGGCAUGCUUCAACCAUAUACCAUACGUGCUGCAGAAGGUACCCACGCUGUACACUGCCGCCACCGUGGGGGAACACAACACCAAUCCCGUCGUCUACGGCGCCGUGAAUCCAUUCAUCCUCUCGCAAGGAGACAUCGUCGAUAUUGUGGUCAACAACCAUGACGACCGCAAUCACCCCUUCCACCUCCACGGCCACCAUUUCGAGGUGCUCGACCGGCCCUGUGCAAGAUCGGGAGUGUGGCCCGGGCCAAAUGCCACCCAUAUCAACGAGUACCCACCCCUGCGCGAUACGGUGGACGUCAUGGCCCACUCGUACGUCGUGAUCCGCUUCCUGGCGGACAAUCCGGGCGUGCACCUCUUCCACUGCCACAUCGAAUGGCAUGUCGAGAUGGGCCUCACGGCGACACUUAUCCUGGGGCCGGAGAAGCUCCGUGGGUUAGAUAUCCCUCAGGAUCAUCUCGAUAGUUGCAGGAGGAUAGGCAUGCCGACGGCUGGGAACGCCGGGGGUGAUCUGGAGAAUCCGCUGCAUACGUGGAAUAUGAACGACAAGCCGCCGCGAUUCCACGCAGGGUGA
Sodiomyces alkalinus F11 is the source of this 1641-nucleotide messenger RNA. RefSeq names its product iron transport multicopper oxidase FET3. Bases 1 to 1641 code for a protein of 546 amino acids. Gene Ontology annotation, molecular function: ferroxidase activity; copper ion binding. Gene Ontology annotation, cellular component: high-affinity iron permease complex. The record is from RefSeq and is a predicted model, not a curated record. The transcript is spliced from 4 exons. Lineage: Eukaryota; Fungi; Ascomycota; Sordariomycetes; Glomerellales; Plectosphaerellaceae. Gene Ontology annotation, biological process: cellular response to iron ion starvation; reductive iron assimilation.